UAAAAAAUAAGGCUGAAUUUAUUUAUUUAUAUUUAGCUUUAAAAAAGGUAGAUAAGGAGACUGCCCGCUUGUAUGAAAAUUAUAUACGCUCUGAAAAAGUACCUACUUUUGAUAAUUUUAUUAAAUUUAUAAAGGAACAAGCUAAAAUAAAUGAUAGAAUUCCUGAGAACACUCAUCGCACGCCAAGUGAAAAUAAAAAUUGGCGCCAACGCACAAUCCCUUCGCCACGAAAUAUACCCUCUUCAAGUACAUCUAAAUCAUUUGUUAUUUCGGUUGAUAAUAAGAAUCAGUGUUGCCCGCUUUGUAAAACUGAUACGCACAAACAUUUUUACCGCUGUCCUAAAUUUUUAAAAUUGACGCCGCAAGAACGAUAUAAGGUAGUGAAGGCUAACCAAUCCUGCACAGUUUGUUUGUCAUUCCUGCAUAAAAACCGGUUAUGCCGUUCGGAUAAAUCCUGUUUUUCCUGUAUGAACCCAUACCACCACACUCUGCUCCAUAUGUCUAGUCCAAACGAAACUUCUGGACAUAAGGGUGAUCGCACACCUGCAGAUAAGGGUGAUCGCACACCUGCGGACCCUUCGGAUACAAAAUCACAAAGUCAAACUGCAGUCUCGCUUUGCUCGCUUAAUACUAGUAUACCAAUGCGCACAACCGUUUUGCUGGCAACUGCGUGCGUCCGCGUUUUAGACUCACGUGGGACAGAAAACACUCUCAAAUGUCUUAUUGACAAUGCAUCGCAACACAACUAUAUAACAAAUGAUUGUGUCAAACGCUUAAAUUUACACAUAGAGAACCUGACACAUCCCGCGUCUGUGAACGGGUUUGGGGGUACCUCUAGCAAAAUAAAGGGUAUAAGUCGCAUAACAAUAUUUUCACGCUUUAAUAAUAAAUCAUAUUCGCUCACGCCGUUGAUUGUUGACAAAAUCACUGAUCACUUACCUACAUCGCCAGUAGAAAGGUCGCUGCUCAACUAUUUAGAGAGUGUACCACUCGCAGACAAUACCUAUCACCUUCCAAGUAAGGUUGAUAUGAUUUUAGGCGCGCAAAUGUUUACGCAAAUUCUGCUAUCAGGCCGCGUUGCGGCUCCGCCUGGUAUGCCUCACGCUUUACAAACCACGCUUGGAUAUAUUUUAAUGGGCACAGCCCCGCUAACGCAAUCAGUUUCCCCUUCGCAAACGCAAACGCUAUGUGCUAUUACUAAUGAACGCUUAGAUAAUUCUUUACGCAAUUUCUUUGAAUUGGAGGAUGUACCUUCCCCUAAGAGUAAUUUCCUUAGCACGGAAGAACAAGAAUGCGAAGAUAUUUAUAAAAAUACGACAGAACGCGAUUCUCACGGUCGAUAUAUCGUAGCUUUGCCGUUUAAGUCCGACCCUAGUGUGUUGGGUAACGCAUCGCUAAACGCAGAAAAACGCUUUAAUUAUUUAGAACGCAAACUAGAAAAAUCACCUUCUUUACGCGACGCUUAUAAUAACAUUAUUGAUGAAUAUUUGGAAAAAGACUACUUGAGUCCAGUAACGCAAACUUGCUCUGACGUACAAUACGUUAUUCCGCAUCACGGAGUUCAACGCGACGAUAAAGUUUCUACUAAAGUCAGAAUCGUUCUGGAUGCUUCUGCUGUUGAAAAUGACACAAGCUUAAACUCGCUAUUACAUAAAGGUCCUAAUUUGCAAUCGGAUUUAUUUAUGCUAUUACUUAAUUUUCGCUUAUUUAAAAUUGCUAUUUGUGCAGACAUCAAACAGAUGUAUUUACAAUUAAAAGUUCAUCCAGAAUUUUGGAAAUUUCAAAGAAUUUUUUAUCGCUUUUGCAAAGAUGAUCCUUUGCAAUUAUUUGAAUUUAAACGCGUAUGCUUUGGCCUCGCUUCAAGUCCCUUUCUUGCGCUUCGCACAUUAAAGCAGUUAGCUGAAGACGAAGGCAAAAAAACGGAAUCGUUGUUAGUUUACUCUGUGCCAAGUCCAAGGUUGCACCAAUUAAAACAGUAUCGCUUGCUCGCUUGGAACUAUGUGCAGCUUAUUUGCUUUCUAAGUUGGUACGCGCUGUGUUGA
Messenger RNA from Maniola jurtina (meadow brown), 2042 nucleotides. RefSeq lists its product as uncharacterized. The coding region runs from base 468 to 2042 and encodes 524 amino acids. The transcript has 2 exons. The record is from RefSeq and is a predicted model, not a curated record. NCBI's taxonomy places the organism in Eukaryota, Metazoa, Arthropoda, Insecta, Lepidoptera, Nymphalidae.